AUGAAGGUCCUUCUCCUGGGAGCUACCGGAAAUCUAGGAUCUCGAAUCCUGCCAGCACUCCUCACGCACGGCCACACGGUGGUUGCAUACGUUCGGUCCGCUCAAAAGCUCCAGUCACUCCUCCCGGAAUCUGUCUUUCGUCAAAUUACAACCAUCAAGGGCGAUGCUACCGAUGUCAACGCGAUAAAAACAGCCAUCCUCGAUUCGAAAUGCGACGCCAUCGUUACCGCCGCCGGUGUAGCCGCCAUGGCUCCCUGGGCUAAAAGUGAUCUUCCCAAGAUCUUCCAGGCCAUCCUACAAGCCGUACGCCAGGCUGGCGAAGAAAGGGGGCAGCCGUUGAGAUUCUGGUGUCUCGGAGGCACUGGGGUAUUGUACUAUCCAGGAACCCAAUCGAUGCUCUCAAGCUACAUUCCCGUCUUUCUCGAACAUCGACAGAACGUUGCUCUACUAAGGGAACUCCCACCAAACAGCGUCGACUGGUCUAUGCUCUGUCCAGGCAACAUGACACCUGAGUCGUCCGAUUUCAACGUGCCAACAAAGACUUCACAAGGAAAGCUCAUCGCUCAGGCCGCAAAUCCACCGUCGUGGCAGCAUCUCUGGGUCAGGUUCAUUCCAGUGAUUGGGAAGUCGAUUGAAAUGGCCAUCAAUUUCAGUCGAUACGACACAAAGCUCGAGCAGAACGCAGAGCUCAUCGCCGCCGAUCUCGAGGAAGGCCAUGACAGCCGCUUCGUUGGGACGACCGUCGGUAUUAUUAGCGGGUCGAAGUGA
This is a messenger RNA of Zasmidium cellare ATCC 36951, 768 nucleotides long. RefSeq lists its product as uncharacterized. The transcript is spliced from 2 exons. Lineage: Eukaryota; Fungi; Ascomycota; Dothideomycetes; Mycosphaerellales; Mycosphaerellaceae. Bases 1 to 768 code for a protein of 255 amino acids. The record is from RefSeq and is a predicted model, not a curated record.